Dermatophagoides pteronyssinus (European house dust mite) is the source of this 699-nucleotide messenger RNA. RefSeq names its product frizzled-5-like. Lineage: Eukaryota; Metazoa; Arthropoda; Arachnida; Sarcoptiformes; Pyroglyphidae. Gene Ontology annotation, biological process: canonical Wnt signaling pathway; non-canonical Wnt signaling pathway. Gene Ontology annotation, cellular component: plasma membrane. Gene Ontology annotation, molecular function: Wnt-protein binding; Wnt receptor activity. The record is from RefSeq and is a predicted model, not a curated record.
GGAUUUUUUUGUUUUUGUUUUUUUAAACGGUCAACAUAAAUUUUUUUUACCUUUUCUAUUCAUAACACAAGAAAUAACGGAACCGUUAACAUUAUGGUCAUCCAAUUUUUCGGUAAUCUUGGGCUACGGCCAUUUGUAAUAAUAAUAGCUUUGAAUUUUUGUUUUUACUAUCCGAAUGGUGGUUUUUGUCAUCAAAUGGCUAUAUCUUAUGGCAAAAAUAUUGGCCGAAAUCGAUGUGAACCGAUUAUUAUACCAAUGUGUGUGAAUAUUGGUUACACACAUACAUAUAUGCCAAAUAUAUUAGAAAUGGAAACUCAACAAGAGGCUGGUCUUGAAGUACAUCAAUUCUGGCCAUUAGUUCAUGUAAAUUGUUCCGAAGAUUUAAGAUUUUUUCUAUGUUCAAUAUAUACACCUAUAUGUAUUGAAGAAUAUUCCAAUUAUAUUCCAUCAUGUCGAUCGGUCUGUGAAAGAGCCAGAAUCGGUUGUGAACCUUUACUAUUACAAGGUGGUUUUCAAUGGCCUGAACAAUGGAAAUGUAAUAGAUUUCCCGUAUACGGAAAUCGUAUCUGUAUGGAUCCAAAAAAGAGAAAAUUUUGAAGCAAAUCUUUUGCAACGUGCGACAUCUUUUGGUCUAAAAUCCUACUGAAGAAUUUCAAUUUCAAAUACAUUUUUGAAACUAUUUUGUUUGGAACGUCGCCA